UUCAAGCUGAAACACAUUAAGAGUUACUCCACCACCUACGUCUGUUAUUUUAUUUUGCCCACCACUUCUCCUAUUUCCGGUUCAGAUUUUACGUCAAGACGUCAGUUUAACGUAAGAGAGCGUCGUGGAUACGGUCCGUCCGAUAUUAUCCUCCCCGACUGUCAGCGUGGAGCUCAGAAAGUUGCCGUGAAAAGCAUAAAAACAGUAAAUAAAUGCUGCUUUUUAACCGACAGUCUGUCACCGUGGAGUGACGUGAGACGGCAUUAGUAGCCAUGGCAACAGAAGAGGGCCGUAAAGCCGAGUUAGAGGCCGGGUUUUCUGUAAGUGAUGAAGAAAUGAAGAAGUGGAUGUCGAGAGCUUUUGAAAUGGCCAGGGAGGCUCUGCAGGGCGGCGAGGUUCCGGUCGGAUGCCUGCUGGUCCACAGACAGGAAGUGGUGGGGAAGGGCCGGAACGAGGUCAACGAGACCAAAAACGCGACGCGUCACGCUGAGAUGGUCGCCUUGGACCAGCUGCUGGACUGGUGUCGCUGUGGCAACCUGGACGUGAGGGGCGUGUGCGAGCGAACGGUGCUGUAUGUGACGGUGGAGCCGUGCGUGAUGUGCGCCGCAGCCCUGCGCCUCAUGAGUAUCCUGGUGUGUGAGUGUGUGUGUCGGUGUGUGUCAGUGUGUGUGAGUGUGUGUUGGUCCUUGACUCUUCAGACGUCCCUCUGGUCGUCUACGGCUGCAGCAACGAGCGAUUUGGAGGCUGCGGCUCGGUUCUGGACGUCUCCUCUGCUGAGCUUCCUGACACCGGGACGACCUUCAGGUGUGUUCCAGGUCACAGAGCAGAGGAAGCUGUUGAGAUGCUGAAAACUUUCUACAAACAGGAG
Molecule: messenger RNA, 868 nt
Organism: Xiphophorus hellerii (green swordtail)
Lineage: Eukaryota; Metazoa; Chordata; Actinopteri; Cyprinodontiformes; Poeciliidae
Gene: adat2
Product: adenosine deaminase tRNA specific 2
Exons: 4
Coding region: 273-848 (191 amino acids)
Biological process (GO): tRNA wobble adenosine to inosine editing
Cellular component (GO): cytoplasm; nucleus
Molecular function (GO): zinc ion binding; tRNA-specific adenosine-34 deaminase activity
Source: RefSeq, a predicted model, not a curated record